AUGAAAGCUUUGUAUGAACAGAAUCAAUCAGAUGUUAAUGAAGCAAAAACAGAAGGUCGAAGCGAAUUAAUUCCAACCAUUAAGUUCAGACACUGCUGCCUACUACGAAACCGACGCUGCAUUGUUGCUUAUCUCUAUGACCGCCUGCUUCGGAUCCGAGCUCUUCGUUGGGAGUAUGGCAGCGUGCUACCAAAUGCUCUCAGGUUCCAAAUGUCAGCAGAAGAGACUGACUGGUUUAAUCAGUACAAGAAAUCUCUGGCAACCUAUAUGAGGUCUCUGGGAGGUGAAGAAGGUCUGGACAUAACGCAGGAUAUGAAGCCUCCUAAAAGCCUAUACAUAGAGGUGCGCUGCUUAAGAGAUUACGGUGAAUUUGAAAUUGAAGAUGGCACAACAAUUUUGCUGAAGAAAAAUAGCCAGCAUUUUCUACCAAGAUGGAAAUGUGAGCAUCUGAUCCGACAAGGCAUUCUAGAGCAUGUGUUGUCUUAG
Molecule: messenger RNA, 486 nt
Organism: Staurois parvus
Lineage: Eukaryota; Metazoa; Chordata; Amphibia; Anura; Ranidae
Source: the annotation of a GenBank genome assembly